GAAAGAUGUAACAAGGUUUUUCUCUCCCCAAUGAAGAAUUAAAAUACAAUUUUUGUGUAGUUUACUCACCACCGGCACGCGAUGUACCACAAAACCACCAUGUGCAAUUACAUAUUAAGCAUUAGAAUUCAAUUCACUACGUGAAUAUUUAUGUGUAAGAAUAUCGUGAACAGACGAAUGCUUUCAGUGAAAUUGUUCUUGCAUCAUAUCUUUUGCCAAUCAUUAGAUUCUAAUGUGGAAAAAAGAUUCGAAGAAAAUUCCGCAACGAAGCUUAUUUACUGCACCAACAUAAGAUAUUUAUGGAUAAUCAAAAAAGAUUCUUUGACCAGGUGCCACGGUAGAGCGCGGAAAAUGGGUCAGGAGCCAGAAAGCUGGAGUUUCUAUAAUUUGUUAGAAACAUAAGACAAAUUGCAACAUGUGAUUUGGUCUCUGUGAGAAGAAAAUAGUGCCUUUUUGAAUUCUGGAAAAGUGCGCAAACCGUUAUUAAUCACCCAGCAAAGAAUGAACGGUGUUGAGAACAUUGAGGUAUAUUGAAUGACCGAGGUGUUAAUUCCACGUGAAUUGAAUUUGCUUCAGCGAUCAUAUAAAUUGAAAGUGUUAAAGCUUAAUUUGAGUCAAUUGAAGUGAAAGACCGCGUUACAUCUUUUUUUUUUUUACUAAAAUACAAUUUCAAGUGCAAUAUUAUUCAGUGAUUGACCUUGUGUUCAUUUUAUGCAUUACCUUUUGGAUAUUUCUGUGCAAAAGAUAUAACUAUAGCGAAAAUGUCCCCUGAGCAAUUUUUUAAGUGAUCGUAAAAGAACUUGAAGUGAUCGGGUGAGAAGCGAUUGUCAGAAGUGAAACAGGAUGGUCACAUGCAAAGUGGAUUCAAUUUCCAAGAUGAGUCGUGCAAGAAGAGGAUCGUGUUCAUCAUCUGGAUUUCGACUGCUUGGUGAACAUUGUGACACAAUGUCGAGCAUUAGCAGAAAUUCCAUUUACAAGCAGAAAAUCGAUCUAAUGUUUGACGAUUCAAAAUCGAUCAUAAGUCAUCGGUUUGAUGAUCGUGCUUCGGUGAGAGAUCGCAAAGGAUCAGUUCAUGGAUCAUCCUUUCGCGGAUCUGUUCGUAGUUCCGGGAGAAAUCGCGAUCAUCGUGAGAGCAAGAGGAUCAGUAACAGUGUACAGGCUCAGAUUGAGCGGAUGUUCACCGAUGUGGCUAAAGAUGCCUCGUCCUGCCACUUCGCCGUUAGAUGUUUGGGUGCCCUGCCUCUGCCAAAUAAAGUCACCAGUCUCCAGGGUCUCCAGCAACCCCUGAGACAGCUUUACCUUAGCGGAGCAGGACAUGGAAAUCAAAAUGCUGGAAAUCUGGAUAUCAGUGCUAAGGGUCUUCGAGUGAGAUUGACCAAUGGACGUGAACCUCUUUUGACCCCAUUUCAUAAUAUCGCCGUGUGGUCAGCAGUAAAAUUUGUGGUGUCAGCUUCUGAGGGUGGAGCAGCAUUUUUACCCCUGAUCACGGAUCCUGAGAAUAUAGACAAAAGCUCCCUGUUUCGCCCGCUCAGUGCUUCAGACAAAAGACGUCUUUCCUCCAGCCUUCAUGCUCCCAUCUUCGCGGUGGUGAUGCGCUCAGCAUCUGUCCCUAAGCAACUGGAGUGCCACGCGUUCGUCUGCCAGUCGCCUGAGGAUGCCAUAGUGAUUGCUGCGACACUGUACCAAAGCCUAAUGGCUCACAUGGGCAGUGGAUCCAACGAGAAGCCACGGCGCCCCAAGAAUCGGAAUGGCGUCAGCUGCAUGAGUAUUGCGAGUAGUUCCGUGACGAAUAAACUAGGGUCGAGUAUUGCGCAGAAGUCCGUGUCUCAUAGAUCAAUUCCACCACCGGCACGUCCACCACGCAAGAAGAGGAGUGCUACGAGCUCAUUGAGCGGCGAAAGUGACGCCAUUCGAGAGGCUAUCGAGACGGAAACGUCCACAGAGGAGAGAAAGAAGAAGUCAAGCAAAAAUAAGAGAGCACCUCCGAUUCCACUUUCUAAAGUACGAUCUCUUUCAGCAGACAAACCUAGCGAAAUGUACAACUCAUCGAUGUCGUACUUGAAUGAGCAGAGCAAAGCACGGAAUAGCGCUGCAAUGCCUUUGCCCAAUUCACCCGCCCCAGAACCACCAUAUCAAACUCAAAACCAUGAUGCUUCUGGCGGAGAUAUCCUGACACGAGUUGCUAUACCUCGGUCAGGAAGUUUCCUCAAUACUAGUGGUUUGACCCGUUACAAAUCUCGUGCGACACGACGCCAUGCGGGAAAACUCGGUGGAGGUGGAGGAGUGCCUUUUUUGUCCAGAUCCCCCCUGGGCUUCAGCGAACUGUUCAACGAGUUCCGUCUUCAGGAAAAUCUGCACUCACUGGAUGAAAUUCUCAAUGCCAUAAUCAAUUCUGAUGGGAUGUCGUUCAACGACCUAAAACCUAUCUACAAGGAGUUCCUGCUCAAAUUGGCCGUUACACUCACCAAGGAUGAGCUCUAUCAACGGUCCAAGAGUAUCAUGAGAAGGCAGAAGAAGAAAAAACUCAGGAGACGAAACAGCAAUGUCCAGAAUCAGCGGAAAAAGAUGCUCGUUGGUGCAAAGGGUCUCAAGAAGGUCUUUCGUUUCGGGAAAUUUCGGAGUGGAAAAUCCAGCAAAACCAGUAAGACCCAAACCCAAAUCACCCAAACUCAGCUUCCUCAGCCGCCUAAGGAAAUUGAAAAUCACCUGAAGAAUGAACAACGUAUCAGGGCUGGAACUAGUGGUUCGGAUGUAUCGGAGGCUCGCAACGAACACACCAUGAAUGCCCAGCACAGGAACAGUUCUAGCGGGUACGUCUCCUGUUCUGAAUGCAGUUAUGAUUCUGAGGCUUGUACCUGUACAUCAGCCGAUAGAUGCUACUGCAGCUUGGGUGCUGACCAUGAGGUCAAUGCUAAGCUCACCUGCAACACGGCCAAGGCGGGUAAUCGCGAAUCCUUGAUAACCUGUCGUACAGAGGACAAGUGCUACUGCUCAAUGGGCGAAGGUGCUGAGUCUCACACGACAUGGUGUGACACGGACAGCUGCGUGAGUGCCAGCAAGUGCUACUGCGGGAGAGUGAAUACCAAUAGGGCUCUGCAGAAAUGUCGAGGUCGAAGGGAUAAUUUAGCACUGGACUAUGAAUUGUUCACAGUUGGGGGUGGAUCAGGAGACAGCGGUGACACAGAACAACGUGCACAGGAAGCUCUAAGUGUGAAGAAGAGUGUAGAAAUGGCUGCAGUUUUUGCAGAUGUGAAACUCAGUCAAACUACGGAUAUCUCAAGUCUCGCUCAGAGUCAGAGAGAACGGAAAGGUCGGUGUCCAAGGUCCAAUGCAAUCAAGAGUGACUUCACCUGUAAGUCAGAGGGGAUUUCAAAGAAGGAAUCGCGAGAUAAACUAACUAAGCGUACAUCUAAGUCUGAGGGUUACUAUCAACCAGUCAAUCCUCGACCAGUUAGUACUUCCUUGGAAGACUCCCUUGGCUAUUUGCCAUAAAUUGAUCACACUCUCUAUGCUGCGUCCUUUCCAUUUCAAAACCGAAGAAAUGCAGUACCUUCUGAUUAGCGCUAAUGUAGAUGUAGGUCGUUUUAUGUUAAAGCAUGGUGUUGGGUUGGGAUCAAGAAAACCCCCGGGCGGUUGAGGACACUUCAUCUAUCAUCCACUCUCGUAGAAAUAGAGGUUAGUGCUAGAGCAGUAUCUUGGAAUCUUGGGUCAUUUUUCUUUAAGGCUCUUUUGCAUCUCAAAUCAAUUGAAUAUAUUUUUUGCGCAAAAAUAUUCACCCAAUUGAUUUCAUCCUUCAGCAUUUCACCACAUAAGAGCCACUUCCUGUGGUCUUAAAUCCACAGACGAGAACUGAAUUUCAUUAUUCUGAGAGCUGCUCACGGAAUAUUGGGUAAUUUAGAAGGGAUUUGCAAACUGAAUGUAAUGUCUGAAUUAAAUUUUAGAAUGACAUUUUUUUCAUUUAAAAUUCUAAUUAAAUUCAAAGGCUUUAGAAUUUCUAGACUUUUUUGUUUAAAUAUUGAAUAGUAUUUUAAAUUUUCAUAUAUUUAAGUAAAGCUACAUUCUGAAAAUGGUCCAAAAUGAACAUUUCAGUAUGUAAAAAAAAUUAUAAACUAUAAAAUGAAGAAAUGAAACAGGGAAUUGAGUUAUACUUCCUAAUACUUUUCUGGAAUUUGUGUUAAAAAAAACACUUUCCGUACUUCGAUUAACAAAUACCCUGAUGGUUCUAAUUAUAUUUUUGAAUAAUUUUUGGGAUUUGAUUUUUUAUGAAAAUUGCUGCAAUGUUACUAUUUCUUUGCAUAAAUCUUCAACAGUUUAUUAUGAACAAUAGUAAAUAUAAACUGCCCCAUAUUUUUUUAUGAUGAUGUUUUAUUGCAUUCACAGAGAUAAGAGCUAUUAGGAGAAAUUUACUGCAAAGGGCAAAAAAUUAAAGCAUAAACAUUUUUACAAAGAAAUGAAACUCUAUAAUCAUUCCUGCUAUUGUGAUAAUCAUCUCAUUCGCCAUUGAGAAAGAAAAUUUACUUAUAUAGUACCUCUUAUUCCACACAAUAAACACGUUAACGUCAUCUUAUCUGAUGGGUUGGAAGUUUGUAUCAAAAUAGAGAAAGAAAAAGUUAAGGAAGAAGAUAUAAAAGCGUGGGAGACAAAUAAAAUAAAUAUAGAUUUAAGAGCAAUUAUGAAAUGCUAUUGGUAUGUCGUGCAAUAUAGGAAAUUAUUGUGCAAUCAUUCAAUUUUUUUUAUAUAUAUUCUCAUUAGUAAUGUAAGGUAUUUUAGAGGUAAUAAAAAUACAUACGAAUUGUGCAA
Phlebotomus papatasi is the source of this 4800-nucleotide messenger RNA. RefSeq lists its product as uncharacterized. NCBI's taxonomy places the organism in Eukaryota, Metazoa, Arthropoda, Insecta, Diptera, Psychodidae. The record is from RefSeq and is a predicted model, not a curated record. The coding region runs from base 844 to 3492 and encodes 882 amino acids. The transcript has 8 exons.